Strongylus vulgaris is the source of this 861-nucleotide messenger RNA. The record is from the annotation of a GenBank genome assembly. NCBI's taxonomy places the organism in Eukaryota, Metazoa, Nematoda, Chromadorea, Rhabditida, Strongylidae.
AUGACUUAUCUAAGCGAGGAGAUUGGAAAUUUCUCGACAAUACUAGGCAAUAUGCAACUUGACGUUGAACAUGAUUUAAGACCAUUUUAUGCAUACACACGCGACGCAGUUGAUGGGCACUGCACUAGAGACGGUUGCAUCGCACCAGUACCUGCAAAAUUGGAAGAACGCGUUGCUGCAUUCAAAAGAUUACUGGUAUCACUGGAAACACUCAAAGCAAAUGGACUCUUUGAAAACACGGCGUUUGCUCUUGUGAGUGGCCGCGGAAAUCCAUUGAGAGUAAAGGAUCAGCUAUUCACUGCUCGUGUGGAGGAGCGAGCUCCAUUGUUCUCACUUAAAUUACCCGAAAAAUUCCUCAAAAAACACUACCAACCUCGUUCUACUCUGGGUGGAAAUGCGAACAGAGUAAAGGAUCAGCUAUUCACUGCUCGUGUGGAGGAGCGAGCUCCAUUGUUCUCACUUAAAUUACCCGAAAAAUUCCUCAAAAAACACUACCAACCUCGUUCUACUCUGGGUGGAAAUGCGAAUAGACUGGUAACCACCAAAGACGUUGGUUUGACGCUUAUGGAUAUCGCGUCUGUUAGUCCCAUGGUUUUCCCCGAAGCGGACGAGAUAGAUGAACGUAUCAAAGCUACCUCUUUGCUAAGUUUUCCUUUACCAACAUACCGAUCAUGCGACGAUGCGAUGAUUCCUCCACAUUUGUGCCUUUGCAUGGACGAGAAAGCGAUGCAGUCUGAAGAGUACCACAGGCCACAUCGAUUUUGCCGCUCAAAAUUUUGCAUAGGCACAAAUGAUGGGACCAAGCAUAUUGAAUUCUCCACAAAGGACUAUGACGCAAGGCAAAUGUCGAACAGAGGCUAA